Gossypium raimondii (Peruvian cotton) is the source of this 1116-nucleotide messenger RNA. Its product is annotated as probable phytol kinase 3, chloroplastic. Gene Ontology annotation, molecular function: kinase activity. The coding region runs from base 241 to 963 and encodes 240 amino acids. The transcript has 6 exons. NCBI's taxonomy places the organism in Eukaryota, Viridiplantae, Streptophyta, Magnoliopsida, Malvales, Malvaceae. The record is from RefSeq and is a predicted model, not a curated record.
UUUUCUAUUUCCAAAUGCUGACUCGAAUACCUCAGUUCACCUUAGUAGCGCAAAUGUUUGGCAGUUUUAGUUUACUAGUUAUUUAUUAUUUUAGUAUUUAUGCAUAUCCAUUUAGCAGUUUUUGAAGGUGGGAAUUUUUUUAAAAUAGAAUAAUUUUGUUUUUCAAAAAUAUAUGCAAUUUAAAAAAAAAAACACACACACACACACACAUAAACAAUUUUAUUCGUGGCGGUUGGGAAAAUGUUAUAUGAAAACUCUCUGGUGUCCGACUUGUUCGCCUCCGUGGUUUGCUGCGGCGUUAUAUUCGCGUUUCUCUUACUCUGGCAAGUAACCGCCAAAUGCGGCGUAGAUCAGAAACUGAAUAGGAAGCUUGUGCAUAUAAGUAUAGGGCUAGUUUUCAUGCUUUGCUGGCCAUUAUUCAGUGCAGGGUAUCGCGGAGCAAUUUUAGCAGCUAUCACUCCUGGUGUCAAUAUUAUACGAAUGCUUCUUAUCGGUUCUGGAAUUUGGAAAGAUGAAGCCACUGUGAAGUCAAUGAGCAGAUACGGAAACUACAGGGAACUUCUCAAAGGACCACUCUAUUAUGCUAUAACGGUUACUUUGGCUUGUGUGGUCUAUUGGAGGACUUCACCUAUUGGAAUUGCUGCCUUAUGCAACCUUUGUGCUGGAGAUGGUUUGGCCGAUGUGGUGGGAAGGCGAUUAGGUAGAAAGAAACUUCCUUACAAUAGGAACAAGUCCAUAGCUGGUAGUGUUGCAAUGGCAACAGCUGGUUUUUUGUCCUCUGUUGGGUACAUGUAUUACUUUUCUUACUUCGGUUAUAUUCAAGAUGGUUGGGGGAUGAUCUUGCGUUUCUUGGUUGUGUCUCUUGCCUCGGCGCUGGUAGAAUCUCUUCCGAUUAGCACCGAGCUUGAUGACAACCUCACCGUUUCAUUAACCUCAAUAUUUAUCGGCAGUCUCAUUUUCUGAUUCAAGAAUCAGUGUAAAACUUGUUGUAAGUUAUAUGGAAGCAUUGUUUUUUAGCUGCCAAUUUACUAAUAAAAAUUUGUUGUAACUUAACACAACUUAAAAGUAAGGCAUGAAAUGAUGAUUCCAUUGAUGGCAUUGAAGUUCAAGUCCAAA